AUGUCUUUUUCUCCAUUAUCUUGGAUUUUUCAUUUGGCUUCUUUUUUUUUUUCAUUUAAUUGCUCACUAAUUCUUAUUUGCUUUUCAUACCUUUCACUUUUCCUCUUAAUUUCUCUCAUCUCAUUCAUUAUUUCACAUCUCAUAAUUCAUGACUUUAUCUUUUUUCUCUUUCACAUUCUCAUUCAUUUUCUUUCAGAUUUAUGUUUAUCCUCUCUGCCUUUCUUCAUUCUUUAUAUAUGCCAACUUUUCAGACAUUCUUUCUUCUUUCACUUUGACUCUCUCUCUUCUUUUUGCUUUGCCCCUCUCUCUUUUCUUUUCGCUUUGCCUCACUCUCUUCUUUUCGCUUUGCCUCUCUCUCUUCUUUUCACUUUGCCUCUCUCUCUUCUUUUCCUUUGCUCCUCUCUUCUUUUCCUUUGCCUCUCUCUCUUCUUUAAGCUUUGCCUCCUCUCUUCUUCGCUUUGCCUCCUCUCUUCUUUUUCGCUUUGCCUCUCUCUCUCUUCUUUUUCGCUUUUGCCUCACUCUCUUCUUUUCCUUUGCUCUCUCUCUCUUCUUUUAAGCUUUGCCUCCUCUCUUCUUUUCGCUUUGCCUCACUCUCUUCUUUUCGCUUUGCCUCACUCUCUUCUUUUCGCUUUGCCUCACUCUCUCUUCUUUUCGCUUUGCCUCUCUCUCUCUUCUUUUCGCUUUGCCUCUCUCUCUUCUUUUCGCUUUGCCUCACUCUCUUCUUUUCGCUUUGCCUCUCUCUCUUCUUUUCACUUUGCCUCUCUCUCUUCUUUUCGCUUUGCCUCACUCUCUUCUUUUCACUUUGCCUCUCUCUCUUCUUUUCCUUUUGCCUCACUCUCUUCUUUUCACUUUGCCUCCUCUCUUCUUUUCGCUUUGCCUCUCUCUUCUUUUUCACUUUGCCUCUCUCUCUUCUUUUCGCUUUGCCUCUCUCUCUUCUUUUCGCUUUGCUCACUCUCUUCUUUUUAA
Acanthosepion pharaonis is the source of this 966-nucleotide messenger RNA. The record is from the annotation of a GenBank genome assembly. Lineage: Eukaryota; Metazoa; Mollusca; Cephalopoda; Sepiida; Sepiidae.